UUAUCUGGGACACAAAGGGCCUUGAAAACUUUGUAACGUAAUAUAAAAUAUCUGACAUUAUUUUUUUCUCAAGCGUUUCCUGUUAUCCAAUCAGUACUCUAGCCUCAGUACGGUUGCCUAGCAUUGGAAGCAAGCGGGAAGUAUGGCGGCAGCAUCGGUUGCGGAGGUUUCCGCAACGAAGACUGAGGCGGUAAAGCCAUCCACGGGCGCUAGUCAAGGUUCUUUAAUUAAUUGGUCAGGCCAGGGUUUACAAAAACUAGGACCAACUUUAUCCUGUAAUGCAGACAUACAUACUUUGAUUUUGGAUAAAAAUCAAUUAAUUAAAUUGGAACACCUGGAGAACUAUAAGAACUUGAUGCAGUUGUCAGUAGCCAACAAUCGUCUAGUGCGGAUGAUGGGUAUAGCAAAGCUGACUCAUCUUCGAGUGUUAAAUUUGCCUCACAACAGUAUUGGUAACGUAGAGGGAUUAAAAGAGCUAAUGUAUCUGGAGUGGCUGAAUCUGGCAGGAAACAACUUAAAGACUAUAGACCAGAUCAGUUGCUGCACAUCUCUUCAACAUCUUGAUUUGUCAGAUAACAAUAUACCCCAAAUAGGAGAUAUCUCCAAACUUUCAUCUCUAAAGACUCUGCUGCUCCAUGGAAAUAUCAUAACUUCGCUGCGUUCAGCACCUUCUUGUUUACCUCAAGGCCUGACUAUUUUUUCGUUGGCAGAAAAUGAAAUUAGAGAUUUGAAUGAGAUUUCUUUCUUGACCUCUUUUCCUAAACUAGAGCAACUCUCAAUUAUGAACAAUCCUUGUGUGAUGGCAACACCUAACAUUCCAGGUUUUGAUUACCGACCAUUUAUUGUCAAUUGGUGUCUCAGUCUUAAAGUAAUUGAUGGAUAUGUGGUUUCUCAGAAAGAAAGCUUGAAAGCAGAAUGGCUUUACAGUCAAGGAAAGGGAAGAUCAUUCCGACCAGGCCAGCACCUUCAGUUAGUACAAUAUUUGGCCAGUGUUUGUCCUCUUACUACUAUGUUUGGACUCCAAUCAGCAGAGGAUGCCAAACUGGAAAAAAUACUACAUAAGCAAAGGUUGCAUCAGAGGCAAUUGAUGUGUCAGAGCCAUGCCAAUGAGUCACCUCUAUCCUUAACUCUGAAUAAAGAACUACUCAUUAAUAAUGAGCCAAACAGUCCUGCCCAUGUACAACAAGAAAUAACUGAAGAACGUAUUGUUAAAAAAAAUACCUGGGUUGCGACAAAAUCCAAUGAUGCCCAUUCUUAUGCAAUUAAAAAUGUUUCUCCAACUUCAUUACAAGCUGAAAGAAAUACUUUUAAGGAUUUUUACUUGGAUGAUAUACAAACUGAUGAGGACAAGUUGAACAGUAGUCUCCUAUCUUCAGAAUCUACUUUUAUGCCUGUUGCUUCAGGGCUGUCUCCAAUGUCGCCCACUUCAACAGAACUGAAACUUCAUGAAAUUGGCAUUGAUGUAGAGGAAGUGGAAGAUGCGUGCAAUACAUAUUUGGAAUUUACAAAAGAUAUUAAUAUUCAGAACAAAGAAAAGCAGAACAAUGAUUCUGUGCUUUUGGGAAAGUACACCCUCAAGUCAGCAGAUGUAGAAACUCAAAAUGCAUAUCUAGAGGAAGAUAUUUUCCCCAUUGCUUCUUCUUCAGUAAACACUGAUAUUGAACCAGAUGACAUUAGCAGUUAUCAAGUAUCCCCUGAUGAUAAUCUAAAGUUCAGUGACUUAAAACAGUCACACUCGCCUGAAGAGAAUGUUAUCAAAUGUGUUUCUGUUGCUAGCUCUCUAGAACUGUCUACUGAUGCAUUAGUUACUGUAACCGAGAAAAAAGAUGAACUUCUAGAAAUGAAUAAAGCUGCCACCAAGCUUCAAGCCUGUUGGAGAGGAUUUUAUACAAGAACAUUCCAUCCCAGAGUCAGGGAAGCACACUAUGAAAUUCGACUCAGCAGAAUGCAAGAACAUAUCAUUCAUUUAACUGAAGAAGUUCAAAAGUUAAGAAAAGAAAAAGAUGAAGAGAAACUUCAAAGACUUGUGCAAGAGGAAGCUGUCAAAUUUCUUUGGGAUCAGGUUAAAUCUAUUCAGGAAUGGCAGCUUUCAGUAAACCAACACCUAAGUAAUAUCUGGAAAAAAGAUACUCCUGCGGGUAGCAUUCUGGGUCCACAUGAAUUAUUCAUACAGUCAUCCAGACCAAAUCAAGAACCUUCUCCUAUUGAUAGUUCAACUUGGUUAGGUUCAUCUUCUGAAAAGUUUCAUCAGAAAUGUUUACAGGAAUAUCCUGAUUCAGGUUUCCAUUCCUGUGUAUCAGACCAAAAUAUCCUUAAUGAAUUGCAGAACUCUGAAAAACAUUUGACAGAAACAAAUGAAGGCUUUCUAGGAAAUUCUCUGCAAACAGUCAAGCCCUGUGAAGAUUUUCUUUCAGGAAGCCUUUCUGAUGUUAUGAUCCCAGUUGAUCACAAGGAAUAUUGUAAAGAGAGUUUGAACAAUGAUGAGAAUAAUACUCUUCUCCAAGAAUAUUUAAAAACAGUUGAGGAACUAAAUGAUUCUGAUGAAAAUACAAAUUGCAGCAAUGGAAGAGAAAGUUGUAUGACCCAUACAGCUGUUUUAUCAGAAGAAAAGGAUAUUUUAUGCAGUGCUGUUUUAGUAUCUCAGGAUGUGCUUCCAUUAGCAGAAGAAGGAAUUGAUACAUUCGAUCUAAAUGAUAAAAUGGCAGAAAAAAAGACAAACUGUGAUUCUUCAUUGCAGACACUUUCUGUUAGGCUAUCUGUAUAGCAAGCAUAGACCGACAGAAAAAAAUUUAAAAGCCACUUCAACAUUUUAUAUUAGACCAAUUUCUCUACAUUUUUUGAGAUGUGGGUCUCCUUGCUUUUAAAAAUAGCUUGUUAACAGGUUUGUUAAUCCUCUUAACGUUAGAUUUACACUCUAUUAAAUUAUAUCAAGAUAGGUUCAAAUAGACAUGGUAACUUAAAUUUCAUUUGAUUUGAUUGAAACAGAUUUUUAUGAAAUAUAAUUUUGAAGACUCUUUUAAGUACUUUCCAUAUUGCUGUUAUCAUAGCUGAAUUAAACAACUGUUUUCUCCAAGGAAACAAAGCAUGAAUUCUUAUUGUAAUAUUCAAAGAAAGAAAUAUAAAUAUUUAAUUUGAUGAAUAAGGACAGUAUGCAGAACUUUAUAUUUGAAGGCACAAACAUAGCACCUGUCUGCAACCCCCUAAGGCAGAUUUCAGGUUAAGGCGUUGAUGGCAAGUGUUAUUUUUGCAUCCCUACAUGAUCUGAAACGUAUUUUUGCCUGCUAAUCUGAAACACUAUUUGGCCCAAUGGUAACACAACAUACAGUUAAUAAUAUAAGAGAGAAUGUGUUUUAAUUAAUAGUCUGAAAAUGUAUUCUGACACAGAUACUAAAUUAUAAGCUUGGAAAUUUUGGAAAUUUUUCAUUUUUUUAACGGUGCCAGACAGUUUACUCACCAUUACUCCAAGCAUUUUCUACAAACAUGACUAUUGAAUUUCACACAGCUGAGUCCAGCCUGUUAUCCUGAGGACUAUUUUUAUGAAGUCAUUUUUCUUUGUUUCAUUUACUGGGACAGUGGGAAAAAAAAAAAAACACAAUGUAACCAAACAAACUGGCCUGAAGAGGAAGGAGAAGAGGCAACUUCUCACACUACAUUCUCAUGACGAUAGGAAUAAUUUGCCUAUUUUGCCAAGGUCAGAAUGUGUAUAAAGACAGUACAUAAUGAAUUUUAUACCUAAACCUAUUGCUAAAAUAAAAUUGCCAAACGUUAAUAUAAAUUAACAAUAUUCUGGCAUUCACGGAGAAUGCCUACAUUCUACUGUUUACCACAUAAUGAUAAAGAACGCAACAAUUCUUUACAGAAUCCACUGUUUCUAUCAGUAAAUGCUUUGUAUGUUUUCACUGCUAAUAAUAAUUGUCAAAAAUAAAUAUUUUUCUAUUCAUAAAUUCUGGAACAUUUAAAAGUUGUAACUUUGUUCCCAGUAUUAAGUAUAUAAUCAAGUACAUAUUGUUCUUGGCUUAAUGAGUCAAUUGCAACUAUUGCCUUGAGAAAUUGUUAUACCAAAUACAGGAAUAGGUUUAUUGUGUCAAAUUUAACUUCAACUUGGAGUUCUUUUUCGGACUUCAAGAGAUUAUGCUGCCAAUCUUAAAUUAGAAAACAAAAGCUGGAAAAAUGUUUUGACUGAAGCAUUGCUUAAGAGAUCUUGAAUUUACUACAACUUCCUUUUUUCAAAAUGACUCAUGGCAUUUAAAUAUGUUGGUCAUUUGCAUAUCUUUUUUAAAAAAACUUGUAGUGUUAUAGACUGCAUGUACUGUAUGUAUACAAAAUAUACAUGCUCAAUAUGUACAUGUUCUAGUAUAUAUCGGUCAUAGUGCUAUACAAUUAAUCUCUAUGUUAA
This is a messenger RNA of Thamnophis elegans (Western terrestrial garter snake), 4396 nucleotides long. It is a transcript of the gene CEP97, whose product is annotated as centrosomal protein 97. Gene Ontology annotation, molecular function: protein binding. Bases 143 to 2764 code for a protein of 873 amino acids. Lineage: Eukaryota; Metazoa; Chordata; Lepidosauria; Squamata; Natricidae. The transcript has 11 exons. The record is from RefSeq and is a predicted model, not a curated record.